Messenger RNA from Ogataea haglerorum, 1041 nucleotides. RefSeq lists its product as uncharacterized. The record is from RefSeq and is a predicted model, not a curated record. Lineage: Eukaryota; Fungi; Ascomycota; Pichiomycetes; Pichiales; Pichiaceae. The transcript has a single exon. Bases 1 to 1041 code for a protein of 346 amino acids.
AUGGUGAGGUUUGUAGACCGGAAUCGUCGUUUGUACUCUACAGCUGCUAGUCAGCUGUACACAAACUCCACCACAAGCGCCCUCGCCUCCAAGACAGUAUAUUCUAGCCCUGAGCUCAGUCAAGAGUCAAGCCGCUCCAUAGGACCCCCUGCCACAUACUCGCUACGACAUACAACAGCCAGCUACUCUCCUUACUCAAAAAUAACAGCCUCCAGGAUGCCGAACUCGGUACCUGUGUCCGCCACCUCCUCUGAUGAUACCAUGUACACGAGUGUUUCGAAAAGUUCGAGAAGCUUGGCCACAAGCACGUUCCAACUCGAGGUGACCACCUACGACUACACGCAGUUAUUUGUGGUUACUGAUUCUGACACCACGUUCACGUCUAACGUCCACCUCACCACGCAAGCCACGUUCACCCCUACGUCUUCCUUUUCGAUAUCGAGCGCAAUUAUAACAACAGACUCCAACUCUUUUAACAAGCUUCUGGGCCUUCAUCGUGCCUCCACCCACCACUCUGGCAUUUCGACAGGAGCAAAGGCGGGUAUUGGGGUAGGUGUAGCAAUUGGAUUCCUUUUGGCCAUGUGCUUUGUGAUACUCUCUCUGUACCACAGGAAGAGGAAAAAACAAGCGUUUGGCGGGGAGGACGUCUGGGAGCCCGUGCCAACUGAUCCUGUCAGCGAUGGUCACGAAAUACAGACGCCUCCUCUCCCGCCUCCGCCUCGAAAGAGAGUCGCUGCUGCCUCGGAAGCCACGCCGCGCGAGCGUCUAAUAGACGUGCUUCACGAGAACUCUCAAGAAAGCCUUGAGCAGCAGCAAGAACAGCGGACAAGCACCAACAUCACCCCGAAACGCUACGACUCGCACAUUCAGAACCUGACCAGAUUCAGAGAGACCGGCGUUCAGGACGUCGGCGACACUCUGGGCUCUUUUGCCCUGCGCGAUGGCCAGCUGAGACCCCAGACGUGGUGGUCGGACAUUGACAGCAGUGAAGACAGCACUUUAAGCGGAAGCGCAGCGAGCAGAAGCGUCCAGUCUGAUUAG